Molecule: messenger RNA, 3058 nt
Organism: Ctenocephalides felis (cat flea)
Lineage: Eukaryota; Metazoa; Arthropoda; Insecta; Siphonaptera; Pulicidae
Exons: 16
Coding region: 1-2961 (986 amino acids)
Source: RefSeq, a predicted model, not a curated record
AUGUUUUCGGUUUCAUCUAACGAGGUCGAAGGAUAUAGAUAUCCAUUUUCACUCAGAAAAAUAACACAAAUUAUUGAUUGUUAUCUCUGGUGUGAUAAACCAUGGGAAAACCCUUUAACAUCUUUAAUCAAAGCUGGAUUUGGAAAGCAGCAGAAUGUGAAAUCAGCAAGAACAGCUCAAAAUAAUGAAGACUGUUUCAAAAUAAUGGCGACGGCGGUACUUCAGGAACACCAACGCGCUCCGAGGCGUCGCUCGGCGUUCGCUUUUCACGCGGCCACGACCACGCAAGCUGACACCGGCAAGACGUUGUCGACUCAGCUCACGACGGGCCUGAGGUCCACCAGGCGUAGGCAGAUUAACAGCCAAGUUGAAGAACCCAACAACAACAACAAUAAUAAUAACCAUGGCAAAGUCGACACAGACCGCGAAAAGAAGGUGCAGUGCAAAGAGCAACAGACAUCCAGGGCCCGCAUGCACGCGGCUUAUCAGCCUUGGGUAAUCCGCACGUAUGGCGAUUCGGCUAAAACAAAAACAGUGACAUUGCGCAAAUACUCUCGUAUAUUGCGAGCUUUGCGGGGUGAAGAAGCCAAUCAAGCAGACAGUUCUAAGUUUCGCUUCUGGGUCAAGGCUAAAGGAUUUCAUGUUGGUGCCCCAGAAGGCUACGAACCCAAACCCGCAGACGCAAUUGUUGGGAGGUAUGGUUUGGAAGAUACUCCGGACUGUGAAUCACCUAAAGGUGCUGGGAAAGAUCCGCCGCUGUAUGUCCCGAAUGUUGCUGCAAAGGGUAUGCAACCGACUGCAUCAUCAUAUCGCAAAGUUGCAGUAGUCGAAAACUUUUUUGACAUUAUCUACAGUGUUCAUGUAGAUUUGGAAGGCAGAUGCGGGAAACAUGCUGGUCAGAAACGAACAUACCGCACGAUUACAGAAACAUACGCUUUUUUACCACGUGAGGCCGUAACUCGUUUCCUAAUGGGCUGCACAGACUGCCAACGUUCUCCUCGAUCAAUAUCCCCGAACAGCAAUAUUCUGACUACUCCUCCAGCAACACCACCGCCUCCGAUUUUAACAUUGCCUGCUUCGCAAACAGUGACUCCUUGCGAAAAGGUGCAGCCAAAUAGACCACCGAUUGCCAGUAAAAAUUUCAAAGAAGAACACAGACGAAUGCGUGCUCCAGAAGCAAAAAGUCCAGAAAUCGAACAAGUACCAUUUAAUGGCGGCAAGAGGAAGUUGGAAAUUGAAAAUCGAGUGGAAGAGAAGCCGAGGGUAAUGGUUGCAGCAACUCAUCCUUUGGAUGUUAGCAAUCUGGUAUCGAAUGAUGCACCAAUGGAUCUUAGUACGGGUGAUGGACCGUCUAAAAAACGAGCUAGGGUGGAUUCAAUGGAAUCAGAGCAAUCUGAGACUGCCGGCGCACCUUGGAGCCCAAAACGAAUGAUCAGUGCCUUUCCGAUACGAGCUUCUACACCGAUAGCUCUUCCGCCUCCACCUAUGCCGCCAAGUGAGACAACGCUAGAUUACUACAAUUUUCCGGCGACGGCGGCGUUUCUGAGGCAUGCUCGUGGCCUGAAUUUCGGCUUGGGCCUGGGUUACGCGACGGGACAGGACGGCCUGACUUCUGCUGCGCAUCUCGACCGUUACGAAACUAUGCAGACCACUGAUCCUACAGACAAUAAUGACAACGAUCAGUACUCAGGACUAAUGAAGGAAGCCGACAAAGUUAAACUGAUGCUUCUAGCGUGGAACUACCAUACCCAAGCGCAAGCUCGUGGUACUUUGGAUUCAGAAACUCCAAAUGCUGCACCACCAAUUUCAGUAAACGACGUUGCUGGUCUUUGGGCCUCUUACCAUUCUGCUUUAGGACUUUCAAAAUCAUCACCUCCAAGAGAACAAUCGAGUCCAGUUCUACUGGGUGGUGAAGCUGGAUCAGCCCAUGAUGAAACUUCCAGCAGUGGUCACAAAGAUGAUGAAGAAGCAAGUGAGGAUGAAGCUGAAGAACUUAGGAUUGAUGCUUUGGCUCAUGAUCCUGAAAGACUGAAGGCUUUUAAUAUGUUCGUCAGAUUAUUUGUGGAUGAAAAUUUGGAUCGCAUGGUUCCUAUAUCAAAACAGCCCAAAGAAAAAAUCCAAGCAAUAAUAGACUCGUGUACCAGACAAUUUCCAGAAUUUGCAGAAAGAGCACGAAAACGAAUCCGGACUUAUCUAAAAUCGUGUCGCAGGAAUAAAAAAUGUAGGGAUGGUGGUGCUGCAUGGGAUGCAAGUGUUCGUCCAACACCUGCUCAUUUAACUUCAGUACAAGCAGAACAAAUUUUAGCUCAAGCUUGCGAAAAUGAGAGUCAUAAUGCGAAACGAAUGCGAGUUGGCCUGGAGCCUGUUAGUCAACCUAUGCCAGUUACAACAUCAAUGUCAACAGAAACUACUGUGGCACCAUCGUUGACUUUAUAUCCAACCUUGAAGACUGAUGAUACACCUUUAACCAGCCUGAGCGUUGGCUACGCAACUCCAACUUCAACAACUCCUUUGUCUGUGUCGUCCACACCUAAACCUCUUGCAAUUAAUUCAGUUGAUGCAAAAUCUAGCAUAGGAACGAAUUCAUCUGCACUACUGAAUGGUUUAUCAAAUUCUUCAAGUACGACUUCUGCCACACCUACUUCUUUGUAUAGGCCAAAUUUUACCCAAGCUUUCCAAAGGGUGUCUUCGGCACCUGGGAGCACAGUUACUUCUGCGGUCAACAGUGUCAACACAGCAGCAGCCUACGCUGGAGCAUUAUUUCCUGCACAGAGUUUCAAUCCUGGACUUAUGACCAACGGUCCAACAGAUUUAAGUAUGAAGACUCGUCCUUUAUUGAGCCACAAAUUAAGUGCAUCAGAAAUGGGUGCAGUACGCCAACUAAUAACUGGAUAUCGCGAAUCAGCAGCAUUUCUUCUACGUUCUGCAGAUGAACUAGAAGCCCUUUUGUUACAACAAUAAAAAAAUGUAUAUUAGCCCUAAGUACUUGUUAUAAAUGUCCAUCUAAAUGUUUAUAUUUAAUGAUAUAAUUUUAUAAAAAAAACGAUAAAUGUAAGUA